This is a messenger RNA of Fusarium sp. VM40, 1626 nucleotides long. The record is from the annotation of a GenBank genome assembly. Lineage: Eukaryota; Fungi; Ascomycota; Sordariomycetes; Hypocreales; Nectriaceae.
AUGUACUCACUCCAGAGUCUUCUCCCGAAGCGCACAGCGCCUGAAGAUGAGGUCACUAAUUCAGAACAACAAAAUGUUGUCCCCAAGCCCCCUCCCAAGCCCGACAUGUCAGAGACACCACCACGCUUUCUCAUCAUUGGCGCAGGAUCUCGAGGCCAGAACUACGCUGGAGCAAUUGACAGUGUCUCCAACGGCGUAGUCGCCGCUGUUGCGGAACCUCUCAAGUUCAAGCGCGAGUCUCUCGGUCGCGCUCAUAUCUGGCGGGAUGGUUCUCCUGGAGAAGGCCAAUCGUUCCAUGACUGGAAAAAGUUUCUUGAGUAUGAGCAGCAGCGCCGAAGAAGAGAAGCUGCAGGCGAGCAGAACGUGCCAGAGGGUGUUGAUGGAGUCUUUGUAUGCGUUCUCGAUGAGAUGCAUCGCGAGGUUAUCGUUGGUCUUGCACCACUUGGAUUGCAUAUCAUGUGCGAGAAACCUUUGGCGUGCUCACUCCAAGACUGUAUCGACAUGUACAAGGCUAUGCGUCCCUCGCAAUCGUCCAAGAUCUUCUCCAUUGGCCAUGUGCUACGUUACAGCCCGCACAAUAUCAUGCUUCGCAAACUCCUUGUCGAGGAGCGUGUUAUCGGUGACAUUUCGAGCGUUGUACACACUGAGCCAGUUGGCUGGUGGCAUUUCUCCCACUCGUACGUCAGAGGAAAUUGGCGCAACGAGAAUACCACAGCCCCAUCGUUGUUGACGAAGAGCUGUCACGAUAUCGACCUGUUGCUGUGGUUGCUUUGUUCUCCCGAGAAGGCCGGCCAGGGCGAGCCACAUCUUCCUUCGACGGUAUCAUCCACUGGAAACAUUCACCUUUUCAAGAAAAGUCGUAAGCCCAAGGCGGUAGGAUCAGUAACUAACUGCACGAAAUGUCCCCUUGGAGACGAAGGCUGCAAGUUCUCUGCGAAGAACAUCUACCUCGGCCCCAAACUCAAGGGCCUCCAGGCUGGAAACACAAACUGGCCCGUCAGUAUCGUUGUCCAUGAUAUUGAGGACUAUCCUACACAGAAAGAAAAAGAAGAAGAGGUAAUGAAGGCUCUUGAGGAAGACUACGACGAGUCUACGCCCAAGACUGAGAUCCAAUCUCGCAACUGGUUUGGCCGCUGCGUCUUCGAAGCCGACAACAAUGUCUGCGACGACCAAUUCGUGACAAUUACCUGGCCCGAAUCCAGAAAGCCUGCAAAGACAGCUACUCUGCACAUGGUAGCCCAAACGGCCAAGAUCUGCGAGCGCUACUCCCACUUCUACGGCGAGCACGGCGAGGUCUACGCCGACUCGCGACGUAUCGUGGUCGAAGACUUCAACACAGGUGAGACAAAGACGCAUCAUCCUCGAGUCGAAGAUCUUGGCCACGGCGGCGGAGACUUGGGUCUUACACGCCAGUUUGUCAUGGCGUGUGAUCGAGUUAGGAACCACGGCUGGGAGGCCCCUCGUGCGCAGGAUGAAUUCAUCGGAUGUACUCUUGACGAAGUCCUGCGAAGCCAUGCCAUGGUUUUCGCAGCCGAGGAAGCGAGACUAGGCCGGAAGGUCAUUGACUGGGAAGAUUGGUGGAACGAGGGUCUUGAGAAACAGUUGGGAACUAAUGGGCAUGUAUAA